CUUCUCCCGCGGCAGCCUCAGCUGGCCGCGACUGCGCAUGCGUACUGACGCCCCCACCGGGCCCCGCGUGGGAGGAGUGGAUGGAAAUGAGGCUGGGCAGAGCAACUCGCGCCCCCUCCCUCCCCUCCCGUCGCUGGGCGCGCGCCGGGAGGUGCAGCUCCGCCGCGUCCGAGGGCAGCGCAGCAGCUGCAGCGGCCGCUGCGGGAGGGGCCCGGAGCCCCGCCCCCGGGGAGGGGCCUUCCGCAGGUCUCCCCUCUACCCUCCACGCUGGGGAUGAAAUUUAGCGACAAGAAGGAAGCAGUUCACGCGGCGUCCAUGGACUGAGACUAAACCGCGACUCCGGCUCCGCCGGCCCGCAAGCAACACCUGCCCUGCCUUUGGAUUCCAGACUUAAGACCUCACUCCUAAAACACUGGUCCGUGAUUUUAGGCCCUAUAGCCUAUCCCCAUCAGCCUGAUCAUCACCGGCGUGGCCUAGCUCCCUCUGGGUUCCUGGGCCAGCAAGAUGCUGGAACGAGAUGCGGAGUCCGCGGCCGGGGACACGGAUCCUAGUCCCACCGGCAAGGAACCUAUAACCAAAGGAGGAGCUCCCCACCAGGGCUCGCCGCAGAAGCCCAGCCCGUCGGUUCCCGGGCCUGCCACGUCCGCGGGGGCGCCUUCUCGACCCCGCCGGCGGCCCCCGCCCCAGCGCCCGCACCGCUGCCCCGACUGUGACAAGGCCUUCUCGUACCCGUCCAAGCUGGCCACGCACCGGCUGGCACAUGGCGGCGCCCGCCCGCAUCCGUGCCCCGAUUGCCCCAAGGCCUUCUCCUACCCCUCCAAGCUGGCAGCUCAUCGCCUCACGCACAGUGGUGCCCGCCCACACCCGUGCCCACACUGCCCCAAAGCCUUUGGCCACCGCUCCAAGCUGGCCGCCCACCUCUGGACCCAUGCGCCUGCCCGCCCCUACCCGUGCCCGGACUGCCCCAAGUCCUUCUGCUACCCCUCCAAGCUCGCAGCCCACCGCCACACCCACCACGCCACCGACGCCCGCCCUUAUCCUUGCCCGCACUGCCCCAAGGCUUUUUCCUUCCCCUCCAAACUGGCCGCCCAUCGCCUGUGUCAUGACCCCCCCACGGCGCCGGGCAGCCAGGCCACGGCCCGGCAUCGCUGCUCCAGCUGCGAUCAGGCCUUUGGCCAAAGACGCCUCCUGCUCCUUCACCAACGCAGCCACCACCAGGCUGAGAGCCAGGGGGAGCGCGAGUGAGCCCUCCCCUUGGCUCACAGCGCCCCCCUGCCGCCAGCCCAGGUCAAUGAAGAGGUGGCAUUUCUAAGCUGGGCUGUAUGGACUUGCCUCUCUGCUCCACGCUGGGCUCAAACUUACCGGGCUGAGGACUUCUGCUCACCUGUUUGGGGAAGGGAAAGGUGUCACCCAUAGUUAGCACUGGGCCCCAAACUAUGGGUUUGGAGCUGUGGGUUCAAAGCAAGUCCUGGCUCCGGUUUUUUCCCUCCUAUUCAUAAGGCAAAAGUAAAAAGUCUGCUAGCACCGGGGGUUGGUGAGGAAUGUGGGGAAACAGGGUCUCUCCUUAUUGUGAGUUAAAUUGGUGCCUGCAUUUUGGCCGUUUUGACUGUAUCUAUAAAAAAUUUUAAAUGC
Molecule: messenger RNA, 1632 nt
Organism: Leopardus geoffroyi (Geoffroy's cat)
Lineage: Eukaryota; Metazoa; Chordata; Mammalia; Carnivora; Felidae
Gene: ZNF575
Product: zinc finger protein 575
Exons: 4
Coding region: 505-1245 (246 amino acids)
Biological process (GO): regulation of transcription by RNA polymerase II
Molecular function (GO): DNA-binding transcription factor activity, RNA polymerase II-specific; RNA polymerase II cis-regulatory region sequence-specific DNA binding
Source: RefSeq, a predicted model, not a curated record